Molecule: messenger RNA, 702 nt
Organism: Adineta steineri
Lineage: Eukaryota; Metazoa; Rotifera; Eurotatoria; Adinetida; Adinetidae
Source: the annotation of a GenBank genome assembly
AUGUAUUCAUCUGUAUCUAAACUUGAUCAAGAUAUUGCAUGUUUAUUUUUGAAUGCUCCAUCGAAUAUGGUUUCCUAUAGACCAAUUUCAAUGAGAACUAAACAGAAUCCUAUAAGAAUAGAAUCAUCUCAAUCGAUGUGUAAUAAAGAUAAAUUUAUCGAUGAUAAUUUAUUACAAUCUCAUUCAAAUACAAAAAUUAUUCCAAUGUAUUAUGAUGUAAUUAUUGAUACAGUUACGGAUUAUGAUAUUUUCUAUCCGGUAGCUAAACAAAUAGAAAAAUAUGGUUACAAUUCAAUCAAUGCACGUUAUCAUGUUCAAAGACUUGAUGAACAUGCUGUUUCAAUUAAUUUUCCGCAUGAUUAUGAUUCAACAUCAAAUUUAUCUAAUCAAGAUUUUCAUCCAAUAAAGAACGUGCGUUUUAAUGAUAAACCAACAUGGAUUCCAUAUUCAAGAAAUAAUACAGAAAACCCAUCUAUAUCUCUUGAACAAUAUUAUUUUUAUCCAGAAAUGGUACCACAUGUAAACAAUGAGCAAUCAUCUAGACGUUAUCUUACACCACCAUUCUUUUGGUUUUGUCCAGUUCUUGAUCAUGAUUAUGCUAUUUUUAUACCAACUUCAAGACCGAGUCUUCAUGCUUAUAUCUCACCGUUAUUUAAUCCGUAUUCAAAACAAAACUCAACUCCUAAUCCAAUUCAACUUUAA